Messenger RNA from Halteromyces radiatus, 727 nucleotides. Its product is annotated as 60S ribosomal protein L19-B. Lineage: Eukaryota; Fungi; Mucoromycota; Mucoromycetes; Mucorales; Cunninghamellaceae. Gene Ontology annotation, biological process: translation. The record is from RefSeq and is a predicted model, not a curated record. The coding region runs from base 67 to 633 and encodes 188 amino acids. Gene Ontology annotation, cellular component: cytosolic large ribosomal subunit; ribosome. The transcript has 2 exons. Gene Ontology annotation, molecular function: RNA binding; structural constituent of ribosome.
CUUUAUCAAACAUGUAAGAUUGAACGAAAAACAAAUAAAAAAGUUUAUACUCUAAUAUUCUAUUUUAUGAUAUAUAGGGUCAACUUGCGUAUCCAAAAGCGAUUGGCAGCUUCUGUCCUCAAGUGCGGUCAACGAAAGAUUUGGCUCGAUCCUAAUGAAGUCAAUGAAAUCUCCAACGCCAACUCCCGUGCUAACAUUCGCAAGUUGGUGAAGGAUGGUUUGGUUAUUCGCAAGCCUGAAAUUGGUGUUUCUCGAUUCCGUGUCCGUGAACGUCAUGCUGCCAAGCGUCUUGGUCGUCAUAUGGGUCAUGGUAAGCGCAAGGGUACUGCUAAUGCUCGUAUGUCUCGUCAAGUCCUCUGGAUGCGUCGUAUGCGUGUACUCCGUCGUCUCCUUCGCAAGUACAGAGAAGCUGGUAAGAUUGACAAGCACUUGUACCACAACCUCUACCUUCGCAGCAAGGGUAACUGUUUCAAGAACAAGCGUGUAUUGAUGGAAUUCAUUCACAAGGCCAAGGCUGAACAAAUCCGUACCAAGAACCUUUCUGAACAAGCUGCUGCUCUCCGUGCUAAGAACAAGGCUAUGCGUGAACGUAGAAAGCAACGCAAUGAAGAAAAGACUGAAGGAAAACAAUAGAUUUUUUUUAAUACAUUUGUAUUAGGUCAAUCAUUAUUUAUAUCAUUCAAUUUGUAAUAAAUCAUACUCUUCUCCUGUCUUUAAGAUCAUGUUU